Messenger RNA from Capsicum annuum, 4938 nucleotides. Its product is annotated as putative disease resistance RPP13-like protein 1. The record is from RefSeq and is a predicted model, not a curated record. Lineage: Eukaryota; Viridiplantae; Streptophyta; Magnoliopsida; Solanales; Solanaceae. Gene Ontology annotation, molecular function: ADP binding. Gene Ontology annotation, biological process: defense response to other organism.
UUGAAGGAAUCAAAAUAUCGAACACAAUAAUUUUUAAUACUAGAAUCGCGUCUUAUAAGCUUCAUAUUCUGAUUCCAACUGUGAGCAUACUACUGUUAUUAGCAUUGAACAAGUAAAAUAAAGCUUUAAGUAGACUCUAUUUUAAGAUAGAAAUAUUUAUCUUCCCAAAAUUCUUAAAGUGCUUUGUGGUUGGUUCCUUGUAUUGCUUUGCAGGUAUCAGAAAUGGAUAUUGGCUUAGCAGUUGGGGGUGCAUUUCUCUCUUCAUUUCCUAGGAUUGCUCCUCAGGGUGAACUGCUCAAGAUGUUUCAGAGACAUAAGCAUGAUCUUUGCCUCUUAAAAAAGCUGAGAACGAUUUUGCUUGGUCUUCAAGCUGUGAUAAGUGAUGCACAAUAUAAGCAGGCAUCUAAUCCAUAUGUGAGACAUUGGCUUAAUGAGCUUCAAGAUGCUGUGGAGAGUGCCGAAAACAUAAUGGAAGAUGUCAAUUAUGAAGCUUUGAGACUCAAGGUGGAAGGUCAACAUCAAAAUCUUGCAGAGACUAGCAACCGACAGGUAAGUGACCUUGGCUUGUCCUUGAGUGAUGAUUUUUUUCUUAAUAUAAAGGAGAAGUUGGAAGAAACCAUUGAAACAUUGGAGGUCUUGGAAAAUCAAAUUGGUCGCCUUGGAUUAAAGGAGCAUUUUGAUUCGGAUAAACAAGAAACUAGAAGACCUUCAACUUCUUUGGUUGAUGAAUCUGAUAUCUUUGGUAGGCGGGAUGAAAUAGAGAAAUUGAUUGAACUUUUAUUGUCUGAGGAUGCAAAUGGGAAAAAUAUAACUGUAUUACCUAUUGUUGGAAUGGCUGGGAUUGGUAAAACAACACUUGCUAAAGCUGUUUACAAUGAUGAGAAGGUGAGAGACCAUUUUGGUUUGAAAGCUUGGAUCUGUGUGUCGGAACCAUAUGAUGUUGUCAAAAUAACUAAAGUGCUGCUUCAAGAAAUUAGCUCAUUUGACAGUAUGUUUAAUAACAAUCUUAAUAAGCUUCAAAUCAGAGUGAAGGAAAGCUUAAAGGGAAAAAGGUUUCUUAUUGUUUUAGAUGAUGUCUGGAAUGACAACUAUAGUGAGUGGGAUGAGUUGAGGAGUCUUUUUGUUCAAGGAGAUAUAGGAAGUAAGAUCAUCGUGACGACACGUAAAGAGAGUGUUGCCUUGACGAUGGGUAAUAAGCAAAUUAGCAUGGACAUUUUGUCUAGUGAAGUCUCUUGGUCUUUAUUCGAAAGACAUGCAUUCGAAAACAUGAACCCCAAGAAACAUCUAGAACUUCAAGAGAUCGGAAAACAAAUUGCAGCUAAGUGCAAAGGAUUGCCCUUAGCUCUAAAGACGCUUGCUGGCAUGUUGCGCACCACAUCAGAGGUUGAAGGGUGGAAACGCGUUUUAAGAAGUGAAAUAUGGGAGCUGCCAGACAAUGACAUAGUACCGGCGUUGAUGUUGAGCUACAAUGAUCUUCCCUUACAUUUGAAGCGAUGUUUUUCUUAUUGUGCAAUAUUUCCAAAAGAUUAUCCAUUUUGCAAAGAACAGGUCAUUCAAUUGUGGAUUGCUAAUGGUCUAGUACAAUGGUUGCAAAAAUAUGAAACAAUUGAAGAGUCAGGCAACCAAUACUUUUUCGAGUUGAGAUCAAGAUCAUUAUUUGAAAUGGUUCCAGAGUCUUCUAAAAGGAAUCCGGAAAAAUUCCUUAUGCAUGACCUUGUCAAUGAUUUGGCCCAAAUUGCAUCUUCAAAUCUUUGUAUUGGGUUGGAAGAGAACCAAGAUUCUCAUAUAUUGGAACGAAGUCGACAUAUGUCCUAUUCAAUGGGCUUUGGUGACUUUGAAAAGUUGAAACCUCUCAACAAAUCGGAGCAGCUGAGAACAUUGCUUCCGAUUGAUAGCAAGCUCUAUAGUUCAUUGUUUCUGAGCGAGAGGGUGCUGCAAAACGUUUUGCCAAGACUAGCAUCCUCAAGGGCACUAUCAUUGUCUCAUUAUCAAAUCAAGGAGUUGCCAUAUGUCUUGUUUAUCAAAUUAAAGCUCCUAAGAUAUUUGGACCUCUCUUGGACAAAGAUAAAAGAGUUACCGGAUUCAAUUUGUGUAUUAUAUAACUUAGAGACACUUUUCUUGUCAUAUUGUUGUGAUCUUAAGGAGUUACCGUUGCAGAUGGAAAAUUUGAUCAACUUGCGUUACCUUGACAUUAGCGGCACUUCUCUCUUGAACAUAUCGCUACAUCUAAGCAAACUGAAGAGCCUCCAUGUGUUAUUGGGAGCUAAAUUUCUUCUAAGUAGUAGCAGUGGUUUGAGAAUCAGAGAAUUGGGUGAACUAUAUAACUUGUAUGGAUCUCUAUCUAUUCUAGAGUUGCAAAAUGUGGUUGAUAGAAGGGAAGCUUUGAAGGCAAACAUGAGGGAGAAGAAACACGCUGAAAUGUUAUCAUUGGAAUGGAGUGUAAGUACUGCUGACAACUCACAAAAUGAAAGAGAAAUACUUGUUGAGCUACAACCAAAUAUAAACAUAAAAGAACUCCAAAUAACUGGAUAUAGAGGGACAAGAUUUCCAAAUUGGCUAGCUGAUCAUUCGCUUCUUAUGCUGGUGCAAUUGUCUCUAAGCAACUGCAAGGGCUGUGAUUCCUUGCCAGCAUUAGGACAAUUUCCUUCUUUGAAAUUCCUUAGUAUUAGAGGGAUCGGAAUCAUAGAGGUGACUGAAGAAUUCUAUGGUAAUUCGUUGCACUUUAACUCUCUUGAGAAGCUUGUAUUUUCAGAGAUGCCGGAGUGGAAGCAGUGUCAUGUACUAGGUAAUGGAGAAUUCCCUGCACUUCAUGACCUAUCUAUUGAAGAUUGCCCCAAGUUGGUUGGAAAGUUGCCUGAAAAUCUUUGUCGUCUGACAAGCUUGACAAUUUCAGGAUGCCCUGAACUUAUUUUGGAGACACCUAUCCAACUUUCAAAUUUGAAAAAGUUUGAAGUUGUCGGUUCUCCUAAGCCUGGGGUUCUUUUUUAUCAUGCUGAACUGUUUACAUCCCAACUUCUGGGAAUUAAGCAGAUUGAUGAAUUAUCUAUUACUGAUUGCAGCUCUCUUACCUCCUUACCUUUUAGCGGUCUGCCAAAUACCUUGAAGAAAGUAGAGAUAUCUUGUUGUGGGAAAUUGACAUUGGCGACGUCAAUUAAUGAGAUGAUCUCCAGAGGAAGUGACUUGUUUUUGGAGAGAUUGGUACUAGAUCAAUGUGAUUCUAUAGCACCUGAGUUUGAGUUAGUCCCGAGAGCACGUGAUUUAAGAGUAGAUGAGUGCCAAAGCCUUACUAAGCUUUUUAUUCCCGCUGGUACUGAAAAUAUCAGAAUUUUUGGAUGUGGAAAUCUGGAAAUACUUUCAGUGGCAUGUGUGACUCCGAUGAUGGCGUUGCGUGGUUUGAGUAUUGGCAACUGUGAGAAACUGAAGUCGCUGCCAGAACAGAUGCAGGAACUCCUUCCAUCUCUUAAUGAACUGUACCUGACUUAUUGUCCCGAACUAGAGUCCUUUCCUGAAGGAGGAUUGCCCUUGAAUUUACAAGUCCUUGGGAUCUACUAUUGCAGGAAACUGGUGAAGGGUCGAAAGGAGUGGCAUUUACGGAGACCCCCAUGUCUCAGAGAGCUAAACAUCUUCCAUGAUGGAAGUGACGAAGAGAUUCUUGCUAAUGAGAAUUGGGAACUGCCAUGCUCUAUUCGAAGUCUUCGUAUAUCCAAACUGAAAACGUUAAGCAGUCAAGUUCUCAAAAGCCUCGCCUCUCUUGAGUAUCUACAUGCUAGUAAUUUACCUCAAGUUCGUUCACUGCUGGAAGAAGGACUUCCCUUAUAUCUUUCUGAGCUGUACUUAUCUCGCCACGAUGAGCUCCAUUCACUACCAACUUACGCUCUUAGGAGCCUAACUUCGCUUCAACAUCUAAAGAUCAGUUCCUGCAAUCAACUCCAAUCUCUUCCAGAAUCAGGGCUCCCCUCCUCCCUCUCUGAGCUGAUGAUCGAGGAUUGUCCUAAUCUCCAAUCUCUUCCAGUAAAAUGGAUGCCCGCUUCUCUCUCUAGACUAUCUAUUUCCAGCUGUCCAUUGCUCAAACCACUCCUAGAAUUUGACAAGGGGGAAUACUGGCCAAACAUUGCUCAAAUUCCCACCAUAGAUAGAGUGCAUAGCACCCAUUCCCGCUGUGACGCCAAGGAAGCAUCUUCAGAUCAGGAUGAAAGAUGAAAAAAAAAAAAGGUAACAUGUUACAACUACAGAAAUUUUUAUACAUCGUGAGAAAAAAAGACUCUAUAGGUUAGGAAUUAACAAUUUUAUUUAGAAAGUUCAUCGCAAAAUGUAAAAAGACCUGAUGUGCAUACUGUUUUGAAAUAUGAGCCAAUCUUUUGAAAAAAAUAGGUAAUGAUAAGCUCAAUAAAACUACAGCUGCGAAUACGCCCGUCAAGUUCACUGAUUGCUUGAAGUUAGCAUUCCAUGUAUAGGAUCAGCUAAACUAGAUUACUAGACAAUAAAAUUGGUAUCUUUGAGGUAGAACCGCACUUGUUUGAGUAGAUAUCAAUCUUAAUAAACCUAUUGGCUGCUUGUUUCACCGACUUACCUAAUGCUAUUGUUAGCAACUGCCACUGCAAUUCUCAGCGAUCUUCAAUACCAUGAUUUUUCAUGUUCGAGUUCUGAUCAAGCAGCAUGUAUUGCCGAAUGGCGUCUUAGGAUGAGGCAGAUAAGUUCAUCAGCUCCCAUUUCUACAUUAACGAUGAAACAGUUCGAUUCAGUGAGCAUGUAGUGUACAAUUGCAUAGUGAAGUUAGCAACAUUUGUGGUAGUUUCAAACAUUAAAUAUGUUACAUGAUCUUAAGAUCUAUUGCAGAAUUAAUGGUUUCCUUGCAAGUAUUCAUCUUCACAUGUAUUUAGAGAAAUUCCUCUAAUAUCUUGUUCCAUUGCAACAUCUAUAAAUCAGCUUAUUUAUCGC